This is a messenger RNA of Didymodactylos carnosus, 2998 nucleotides long. Lineage: Eukaryota; Metazoa; Rotifera; Eurotatoria; Philodinida; Philodinidae. The record is from the annotation of a GenBank genome assembly.
UACGGUUCACUCAUCUAUUUUUCAACAUGUACCUUUUUUAUCGGAAAAACAAGUAACACUCCCCAUAAUAGACUAUUAUGGGGAGUGUUACUUGUUUUUCCGAUAAAAAAGGUACAUGUUGAAAAAUAGAUGAGUGAACCGUAACCGAAGAAAAUUCCCUGAUUUAGUUUCAAGUGGCAAGACGCGUAAAACCGGAAAAUUUUCUUUCCUUUAACCCGCCCCGAAUCAAUAUUUUUUACCUCAACCCGAUCCGACCCGUUUCGGACUCUGGUAGAUAUAACUGAUUGCACAUGCCGAUGUAAGUGUGUGUGAUAUAUAAUAAAUAUAAUAUUCUUUGCUUAAUGCGCUUUAGUAUUCUAACUGCAUCACACUUGCGAGAAUAAUUGUAUUUUUAAGUAUUCAAUAAAUGAACAUGACGAAAAUCGUGUCAAGUACUAGAAUCAAUUGACAAACAAUUGUGUUUCAUUCGUUUUUGUUAUUAAAUAUUUUUUUGCAUGUUGUAAUGAAAAAGAAAGAAAAGCAACACUUUGCUGCACCGUUUUGUGCCACUUAAACAUAGAAGUAAAACUAACACGAUAAUCGAAUGUUUAUUUAUUAUUUUUUUUCUUAUCGUCGAUAUUUACUGUUUUGUUUUGCUUAAAUCAGUUGAAUAGAGAUUUUGAAUAUCGCACAAGUUUUUAACUUUAUAUUAAUAUUAUUUAAUACAAAAUUGACUAAAAUCUUAUUGUGUGACAGUCGCAUCUAUAAAUAUUUUUUCAAAUGAAAUUGAUGAUAUCGUCGAUUAGUAUUACCAUUUUGUUAAUAAAGUGAGACGUUUGAAUUUCAUAUUAUUAAUAUUGAAUAUCUGCCAAAUUACAUUAUCUUUUUUUAGUAAAAUCUAACUUAUUUUCCAUAAAAUAGUGGGAGUUUUCUGUAGAAAAAAUGGUGUAGAUAUAUCCAACGUCAAUCAAUUUGUAUUUUUUUUCUAAAUAUUUAUUGUGUUACUUAGUAGUUCAACGACAAGAGUUGAAAUUUGAAGGUGAAGUAGCUAAUUAUGCAGGAACAUUUUUUUUUCUUCUUCUCGGUUUUUUUAAUGAUUAAAAAUCUUAGAAUUAAAAAUUUUUUUUUCAGGAAUGCAACUGUUAAAAUGACUUGUUCAACCAGUAGUCAAGGAAGUUUAUCUCAAGAUGAAAUUGGAGAUGAAUCAUUUGUUGAUGAAAGUAAACAAGCUGAUAUUCAUAUGAGUAUUAGUCCAACAAAUUUGGAUGUAAUGAAAAAAUCAAAUUCAUUUUUUACCGAAAAUUAUGAAAAUUUAGAUGAUCAAAGACCAGAAAAUAAUUAUAAUCAUAUUGUUGGUGAACAUGAAGAUGAUGAUGUAGAAGAAGAACAGAAUACAGAAGAAGAUGAUGAUGAAGAACAACAACAAAAACUUGAAAGACGAAAAAGUUUAUCAGCAAGAUUUCGAUCAACAUCAAAAGAAAUUAAUUCUUUUGAACAUGUACCUGUACAACCACCGUUAACAAAACAUACUCGAUCUCAAAUAAUCGCAACUGAACCGAAAACAUCAUUUAAAUCAUUUAAUUCAACAAGAAAAAAUCGAAGUUCUCGUGCUCAAUCAGAAGAUCGUUUUCGUUCAUCGACAGUUUCCUUAUGUGAAUCAAUUCCGUCAUAUGCCGCACCAACGGCUAGUUCUAAAUUAAAAGCAAAUUCUAUGAGUGAACAACCAACAACAGCCACUGUCUCUUCCAAUAUAUCUUUUUCUUCUUCUUCUUCUUCUUCUUCAACGAUUAUACAUCAAGUUCGUCGUGCUCCAUCCGUUGUUUCUCUUCAAACCGCAACUGAUUCUUCUUCUUCUCGACCAUCAUCAGCUAAAACAUUAACAAACAAUAAUCAAUCAUCAUUAGAUCUUUGUAAAAAAUCUCGUUCAACACAAAAUUUAUCUCAAUUAUUAACUUCUUCCUCGACAACAACUACAAUUGCAGCCACCUGCUCAUCUUCAUCUACAACAAAUGUAAGAGAAGAAACAACAACAACAGUAAAAACCAAACCGUUAACAUUAAAACAGAUUAAAUUACAAUCUCAACAACAAAUUCGUCGUUUCAAAGGAAAACGGCCGCCAAAUUUACCAACAUCAUCAACUUCGCCACCAUCAAAUCCACCAGCACAAUCAUCGUCCACCUCUUCAUCGUGUACAUCAUCACCAACAAAAAAUUUGGAAAAUUUACAAAAAGAAAAACGACCAGUUUCACCUAGAUUUUUUCCACCACCACCUUGUCCAUUACGUGAAUUAAACGAUCAACAACAUCAACCGUCAACACCAACAAAUUGUUUUUCAUCAUUAGAUAUUCCAAAAUGGGCCAAAGAUUGUUUAUAUCGAACAAUUGUACUCGGUCUAUCUCCACUUGUUAUUAAAGAUUCUUGUCCAUCAUCAUCAAUGACUGAAGAUACGAUAACAAAUAAUAGUCCAUCAGUGGUACUCACUCCUCAAAUUCCUCGUUCAACAAGUAUUUGUUCAAUCGAAAGUACCGAUUCAUUGGAGACGACAAGUGAAGCACCACCUUAUCAGCCUGCAUUUAAUAAUGAUCAAAAUCAAAAUGAUGGUGAACUACGAGUUCGACGAAGUAUAUCGAUACCCGACUAUCGACAUUUACAACAUCAAAAAGAAGAUCAUCAAUAUCAUUUACGAUUUUCAUCAUUACCCAUAACAGCAACAAAAUUUGACAAAAAUAAUAAUAAAGAUAAUAAUUAUUCAAGUCAUAAAGAGGAUGAUGACGAUGUAUCUGAUACUGAUUCGUACAAUUAUAUUGAUGACGAUCGUCUUCGAAAUAUUGUCGGUGAUUUACAUAAUCGAUUAAGUCAACUUGAGCAGUUAUAUGCUACAGUAUCCAAAAGUAGUGAAUCUCGUGAUAUAAUGCUUAAAAAUUAUAUUGAACAAAUAUUUACCGAUCUUCAUACACGCAUAACCCAACAAAAAACAUCCUCGACGAUCGAAGCAACAACGACGACUUCAGAAUGUUAA